Molecule: messenger RNA, 3982 nt
Organism: Harpegnathos saltator (Jerdon's jumping ant)
Lineage: Eukaryota; Metazoa; Arthropoda; Insecta; Hymenoptera; Formicidae
Gene: Alg12
Product: Alg12 alpha-1,6-mannosyltransferase
Exons: 8
Coding region: 150-3395 (1081 amino acids)
Biological process (GO): protein N-linked glycosylation
Cellular component (GO): endoplasmic reticulum membrane
Molecular function (GO): alpha-1,6-mannosyltransferase activity
Source: RefSeq, a predicted model, not a curated record
UGAGAGAUAGCAGUUUGCCGCAGUAUAUGUGGUAUCCGUUGUGUGGUGGCACGUUCUUCGCAAAGGAUCCCCGACUGACCGGGUUAUAAUGACGAAAUCCGAAAAUCUCACGAGUAACAUACGUCCGAUGUAAGCGCGGCUCGACGAUUAUGGAUCAACUGAUUAUCUUGGUGUCGGCGGUACAUAUGUUGUAUUGUCCGUUCACGAAAGUCGAGGAGAGCUUCAAUUUGCAGGCUAUGCACGAUAUUCUUUACCAUGGCUUGAAUCUUACAGAGUACGAUCAUCAUGAAUUUCCUGGAGUCGUGCCACGUUCUUUUCUGGGACCUAUUAUAGUAUCCGGUGUUGCUUCACCGCUAGUGGCAACUAUUAAUUACCUAAGGUUCAACAAAUUUUUUGUUCAGUAUGUAGUGAGAGCGACUUUGGGCUUGUUAGUGAUAGGUACGUUGAAGUUAUACAGACAAGCUUUGCAAAAUAUCUUUGGCCUGCAGUUUACAAAAUGGUUUGUCGCAAUAACUGUGACACAGUAUCACCUCAUGUACUACCUCAGUCGUCCACUGCCAAAUAUAAUGGCCAUGCCCCUAGUAUUGUUGGCCUUAUAUGGAUGGUUGAGACAGAGUCAUGGGAUAUUUAUCUGGGCAUCAGCUGCAGUAAUAAUAAUAUUCAGAACUGAACUCGCUAUACUGAUGGGACUAUUUCUUUCAUAUGAUAUAGCCUAUCGGAAACUUUCAAUACCAAGAAUGCUUAAAAUUGCGGUUCCAGCUGGUAUAUUGUUCUUAGCACUUACUAUUGCUACAGAUUCAAUAUUCUGGAGACGUUUAGUAUGGCCAGAAGGCGAAGUGUUUUACUUCAACGCUAUACUUAAUAAGAGCAGCGACUGGGGUACGUCACCAUUUUUGUGGUAUUUCUACUCUGCGCUACCAAGGGGCCUAGCACUCUCCUACUUUUUGAUCCCCUUGGGAAUGAUCUGGGAUGCUAGAGUACGUUUACUCACUGUCCCAGCUAUCACAUUCGUGAUACUGUUCUCAUUCUUACCACAUAAAGAAUUGAGAUUUAUCAUAUAUGUGUUCCCAUUACUAAAUGUUGGCGCCGCUGCCGCCUGCCACAGAAUAUGGGAAAACAGAGCAAAAACAACAUGGAAUGGUUUUUUAGCGCUGAUAAUCCUGGGUCAUCUUGCAUUAAACGCUCUAUUCUCAAUGUUUCUACUUUGUGUGGCCGGCUCGAAUUACCCAGGAGGUGCAGCAGUCGCUAAAUUGCACAGGCUCGAAAGAAAUUCGUUCGAACCGGUGCACGUACAUAUCGAUGUGCUGACUGCACAAACAGGAGUCUCGAGAUUUACGCAAACCAACGUUUCUUGGACUUACUCGAAACAAGAAAACUUGACCGUCGACGACCCUGAAAUGUUGCGGUUCACUCAUCUCUUGAUGGAAGCAAAGAGCAAAUAUUCUCCAAAUAUAAAGCCCUACCUCAAGACUCACGACAUCGUUGACUCCGUCGAUGGGUUCUCGCAUAUAGCGUUAAAUUACCACAUGUUGCCGCCUAUUAGAAUUAAGACAAAACCCACUAUAUUUAUUAUGAAGAGAAAAACAAAUAUCAAAUAUGAUCCUGACAAAGCAAAGUCGAAAGAAUUUAUAGAAGAUUUCCUGCAGCAAAUAGACGACGCGGAAGAAGGAAUAGAAUCAAAUAUAUCACGCGAAACAACAACAGAAACGGAGCCAAUAUUUGACGACAUUGUCGAGUCUUUGGAAGAAAUUGAUGAAGAAAAUGUUUCUAAUAUUGAGCUUGAGCAUAUUGCGGAAACAAAUGAUAAUACUGAGGAAGAAGCGAGUAGGCAGAAUAAUUUUGCAGACGAUAGUAUGGCAUCUGCGGAAAUUGUUCAAACUAUAAGUACAAAUGAGUUAUUGCCAAAUUUAAAAGAUAAGACGAGAGAAAAAAACUUGGAUUUAGACGAAGAUUUCGAAAAUAUAUCUGACACUGACGAUGUCACAUCUGAUGAAAAAGUAAAGCAGAAAACCGAAGAUUUUGAAAAUAUAUCUGACACUGACGAUGUCAGAUCUGAUGAAGAAGAUCGGAUAAAACAGAAAAUCGGAGAAGUCAAAGUUAUUAAGGGAAAAUUUAGGAGCAAUCUGAAUCCACGCCAAGAAGGCCACGGCAUUAAGGAAACGGUCAAAAAGAUCAUUCAAGAAAGAAUGCAAGUCAAGCAAAAAAGAGAAAUGAAGGAUGAACAAAAGAAUACGGAACUUCCGGUAAAAUCGAUGAAGAAGAAAGAAGUUACAGCAACAGAACUGCCAAGAAAGAUAAAAAUGUUAAAACAAGAAGUGAGAGACACAUUGGUCUUGACUGGAAAACCAACAAUAGUGAAAGAGAAAGGAAAGAUUGCGAAACGAGUUGUGAAAGAUGAAGAUGCUGUCGUUAAACAGAAAUUUAUUAAAGCGAAAAAUAUCACACAGAAGGUAGACAAAAUCCAAGCGAUGAAGCUUGAUUUGGAACAAAUCACAAAGGAGGAAGAUGUGACCAUAGAACAAGAGAGUGAAAUGACGGAUAUGUCGAUGGAAAACAUCGCAAAGACACAGGAUAAAGUUGACACAAAGUCGCCUAUAAUUUCAGAAGAAACUAUAGAAGAAGACGAUAAAAAAGAUCUCAAACCGUCGAAACCGAUAAACGUGAGAGAGAGCAUACGAAACAUAAUAAACCAAUUUAAAGAAUUUGAGAAAGAUUUUCUAUACGAUGACAUAGAUCUGACGACAGAAACAUCAGCGUUCGACGCAAGUGAGACAAGUUAUAUUGAAAAUGACGUGACAAAAGAAAGUAGUGAUGCUGUUGAUCAUUCUACAGAAAGCAAGGAUCAACUAGCGGUAAAAGAUCCUAGAGAAAGCCUCAAAGAAAUAAUAGAUCAGUUCAAAUACAUUAAACACGAAUUAACUUCUGAGGAGGAUGACCAGUUCGACGAUAUCGCGGCUAAGUAUAUGGAACGACCGAUCGCUGAAACGUUACUACAAUUCAACGAAGCUUUAAAGAGCUUGAUGCAGCGAAGAAGAAAGACACCAUUGUCUGAACAGACAACCAACACCAAAGACGAUUACAUCUCAGGAGACCCGUUGCAAACGAAACAUGCAAAAAGGGCAAAGGUUGCCAAAAACGAUCACAAUAAUGAAAGAGCGAAAGUUUUAAGAAUCAAGUCGAACGGUAAACCAGAAAGUGUCACAGUAAAUACCCUAAAGCACGAUUUCAACGUAAUCCCUGAUGCGAAUAAAGACACCAGUACAGCAACAAGUACCGAAGAAGAUUUAAUAAACCCUCAACGAUACAAUGAUGAAAUUUUAAAUAACGUAAGUAAAAUGGACAUCGCGAAGCAAGAAAGUUCACAGAAAAAUACGAAAUAUGGUCGGGGCGAGUAAAUAUUAUUUCUAGUCUGAAACAAUUGUGCAAUCGUGACAUGUAAAUAGGUUUUUCUGUGAUAUCGAAAACGCUGUAUUUUUUAAUAUAUGCUCGCGCAUUACCAACACGGAAAGCGUAAAAUUUAUUUGACCUGUAUGUCUACAUGAGAUAUCUACAAUCGUUUCGAGUGCAGCAAUAAAUAUAGACAUGCUUCUAUACACAUGAACGAGUUCCACAGCAGUAUGUAGCUCCAUAUUGUCUUUCCAAAUCGAUUUUUGCAUUUAGAUAUCGCUUGGAAAACUUUUUAUUAUCUAUUGCCUGAUUAUGCUAUACGUUUUAUCAUGCUUGCCAAUUGUCUAGUUAUAAAUUGCUACUUUCUACAAGAAUUUUUCUACAAGAAUUACCACCAUACAACAUUUAACGGACAAUCAAUUGAUUUCCAUAUUGGUAUCUGCAGAGCAAUCAAGUGCCUUACAAAAUCUCUUCCAAAGCUCAAGAAGUUGGUAAAUGUAAAUAUACACGUAUGCAUAAAUAUGCAUAGCUGUGUGUAUGUACAAUUAUACUAUGUAUUGAUAUUUUGCAUAUAAAAUGAAGUUGUUUGAUAUAA